AUGGACCCUGCAGCGUCCGGAAGCGGCAUUGGACCAUCCCCGCACCCGCCGCCGCCGGGGAAAGCUCCGGACUCUGACGCGCGCCGAGUGAUGGCAUCCAUCCAGAAUGACGACGAGCGGCUGCUUGCCCGCAUCGGCUACAACCAGGAAUUGAGACGCGAGUUCAACAAGUGGUCAACCGUUUCCUAUGCCAUCUCCAUUCUCGGUGUCCUGGGCUCCGUCCCGGCAACCUUUGGCAGCCCCAUCGCCGCCGGCGGUCCUGCCACGGCCGUAUGGGCCUGGUUCAUUGGCAGCGUCAUGGCCAUGUGCAUAGCGAGUUCCGUGGCCGAGCUGGUAUCGGCCUACCCGACUGCUGGAGGCAUGUAUUUCGUCACCAAGCACGUCGUGCCCCCCGAGCAUGUGGCCAUAUGGGCCUGGGUCAUCGGCUGGUGCAACUUCCUCGGCCAGGCCGCCGGUGUCGCCAGUCUCGCCUACACAAUCUCGCAGAUGAUCUUCGCCGCCGCCGUCAUGAACGCCACUGCCGAAGACGGCUCCUCGUCGUUUACGCCCUCGGCCCUGCAGACGGUCCUGCUCGCGAUACUGAUCCUCUGCCUCUUCGGCAUCAUCUGCUCGCUCACCACCCGAGCCUUGCACAAGAUCAUCCUGUGGUUUGCCCCGAUCAACAUUCUGGCCUCUAUCAGCAUCUGCGUCGCUCUGCUCGUCCUCACGCCCAACAAGCGCAGCGCCGAAUGGGUUUUUACCGAAGUCACGGACGGCUCCGGCUGGGGGAGCAAAGGCUUCUCAUUUCUGCUAGGAUUCCUUUCCGUGGCCUGGACGAUGACCGAUUACGACGGGACGACACACAUGUCCGAGGAGACGCACGACGCCGCCAUCCGAGGACCGGUUGCCAUCCGAUCGGCAAUUCUCGUCUCGGGACUCACUGGUUGGAUGCUCACUGUCACGUUCUGCUUCUGCCUGACCGACUACGACGGCAUCGUCAACUCGCCAACCGGCCUUCCAGUGGCGCAGAUAUUUCUCAACGCCGGUGGAAGGGCAGGGGGGACGGUCAUGUGGUUUUUUGUCAUCCUGGUCCAAUUCUUCACCGGAUGCUCCGCCAUGCUGGCAAAUGCGCGCAUGUGUUAUGCAUUUGCUCGGGACGAUGCUCUGCCGUUUUCGAGCUUCUGGAGCACCAUCAACAAGUACACCGGCACCCCGGUCAACGCCGUGUGGCUCGUCGUGGUCUUCUGCACCUGCCUCGACCUCAUUGGCAUCGGCAGCACGCUCACGAUUGUCGCAAUCUUCAAUGUUUGCGCGCCGGCGCUGGACCUCAGCUACGUGGCCGUCAUCAUCGCGCAUCGGGUGUACGAGAAGCGGGUGCAGUUCAUUCCGGGGCCGUACACGAUGGGUAUCUGGAGCAAGCCGAUCAACCUCGUUGCCUGCACGUGGGUCGUGUUCAUCAGCGUCAUCUUGUUCUUCCCGACCACGAAGCCGGUCACGGCCACGAACAUGAACUACGCCAUCUGUGUGGCUGGCUUCGUCGGGCUCUUCAGUCUGAGCUGGUGGUGGAUCGGGGCGAGAAAGAAGUACACGGGGCCCCGUACCAAGGACAUUAUCGACAUGCUUCCGACCGAUGACCCGGACGAAGAAAACUUUCCGUAA
This is a messenger RNA of Lasiodiplodia theobromae, 1638 nucleotides long. Its product is annotated as Amino acid/polyamine transporter I. The transcript is spliced from 7 exons. Lineage: Eukaryota; Fungi; Ascomycota; Dothideomycetes; Botryosphaeriales; Botryosphaeriaceae. Gene Ontology annotation, cellular component: membrane. Bases 1 to 1638 code for a protein of 545 amino acids. The record is from RefSeq and is a predicted model, not a curated record. Gene Ontology annotation, molecular function: transmembrane transporter activity. Gene Ontology annotation, biological process: amino acid transport; transmembrane transport.